This is a messenger RNA of Chenopodium quinoa (quinoa), 2796 nucleotides long. RefSeq names its product amino acid transporter AVT1I-like. The coding region runs from base 1338 to 2759 and encodes 473 amino acids. Lineage: Eukaryota; Viridiplantae; Streptophyta; Magnoliopsida; Caryophyllales; Amaranthaceae. Gene Ontology annotation, cellular component: plasma membrane. The record is from RefSeq and is a predicted model, not a curated record. The transcript is spliced from 4 exons.
UUUGUUCAUAUCCUAAAAUACAAUCAAGCUUGCAUGCUAUUGUUGCCGAUCAAAUGCAUAAUAAUGCGAUUAAUAUUGUGCCGUAAAAGAUACGAGUAUAUCAAAAGGUGAUCAUGGUAAUACAAAACACUUAUUAAUUUGUUAUACUUAUCUACGGCUCUAUCUCUAUUGUCCGUUUUUAUAUUAUUAUAUUAAUCAAUCAUACUACAAUUUUUCAAGUGGAAGAAAAACAGGUUCCCUCUAGGUUUUUCUCCUUGGAAGAUUUUUUUUUUUUUUUACUUUAAGGUUUCUCUCUUGAGAGGGUUUUUCUAGCCUCCAUUGCUAGGUUUUUUCAAUUUUUUUUGAAGGUUUUCCUUCUCUGUUCUCUCUUUUCUCUCCAUCUCUACCAUCUCUUUCCUUUUGGUCUCAGUUGUGAAUCUUUGUAGGGGUUUUCACUGGUGUUCUACCAAUGGUAAGCCCCCAAAAACUUUUUAAUUGCUUUCAAUAAAUAAAUCUCAUUCUUGGAUGAUGAUUUUUCUCUUGAGUUUAUUUUGUUUUUAUGUUUGUAUGGCAAAUAUUGAAGAUAUAGGGUUUCAUAAUCUCUAUAAGAAUCUGGAGGACCACAUGAGUAUUUUCACUCAAACGACUACGUAUCAGUGGAUUUCAAGCCAAAUCAAUGCGAACUCACAGAUUGAAUUGAUUCUAAUGAAGUUUAUUAUUAAGACGAUUGUUAAUCAAAUCUACGAUGUAUUAGUUUUAAGGUGUGUACUUGUGUUGAAAUUCUUGAUGUCUUAGGAAUUAUAUGUAAGUGUCGUUUGGCUAUAUUUUAUUAACGGAAUUCCUUUUUCUUUUUGUCAAAAAAAAAAAAAAAAAAAACAAAACAAAACAAAAAUUUUCAAGUGAUAUGAUCCUUUUUACAAAUAAUUCUCUUUUAGCUAUGUAUGAUAUGAUCAUGAGUUAAUUUUAAAAUACCAAUUUAUUUUGUUAAUAUAUAAUUACUUUUGGCUUUACAUAUGCAACCGUGUUUAUAUCAAUUCCCAUUAUUUUAGGCGUGUAAUAUAAGGAGCAACAAUAAAAGUAACUCCGUAUUAAUGUAGGUAAGAUAUGUUUUCAUGUAUUGACUACUUCUUCAAGACCUUUGACCUUUAACAACUAUGCUAAGUGAUAAACAUGACUCCGUUCAAAAAAAAAAAAAACAAAAAAAAAAAAAAAACCAAAAAAAAAGUGAUAUACAUGACUUGGAUAAAAAAAAAAAACAAAAAAAGAAAUGAGAACACCUCAAAAAAGUUUAUGUUAAUAAUAUCUAUCUUUUUCUACUUGGAAAGUCCCUCGUUCCUUUAUUUGGUUGGAUAAAAGGAAUGGAGGGUAGAGUGAAUGAAAAUAUUAUGGUUAGCCACCCUCUUCUGGAGAAUGAAUUGGAGGCAAACGGGAAGAAUAAUUCAACAAAAGAAGGGAACUCCUCUUUCUUCGAGGCUUUCUUCAAUGGCCUAAACGCUCUUUCAGCAAUGGAGGGAGUUAUGGUUAGCCUUAGCCACCCUCUUUUGGAGAAUGAGAAUGAGAAUGAAUGGGAAGUAAACCACAAGCAUUCAACCAACGAAGGCGACUCCUCUUUCUUCAAAGCUUUAUUCAAUGGCCUUAACGCCCUUUCAGGGGUUGGAAUUCUAUCAGUACCAUAUGCCCUAGCAUCAGGUGGUUGGUUAAGUCUGAUAUUGAUCUUCAUUGUCGUGACAGCAGCAUUCUACACGGGUUUGCUUAUAAAGCGAUGCAUGGAAGCUGAUUCAAGCAUAAGAACAUACCCUGAUAUAGGGGAGCGUGCAUUUGGGAAGAUCGGAAGAACAAUAACAUCAGUAUUUAUGUGCACAGAGUUAUACUUAGUCGUUACAGGUUUCCUAAUCUUAGAAGGCGACAAUCUACAUAACCUUUUUCCUGGUCUGAAAUUAGAAACUUCUUGGCUGCAACUUGGAGGAAGAGAGAGUUUUGUGCUGCUUAUUGCCCUUAUCAUUCUUCCCUCGGUUUGGUUGGAUAAUCUUAGUAUUCUUUCGUACAUCUCUGCUACUGGUGUCCUCGCUUCUGUUGUGAUUAUUGUGUCGAUUUUAUGUGUUGGAACGUUUGAUGAGAUUGGAUUUCACAGCAAGGGUGAUCUACUAAACUGGUCAGGCAUUCCUACAUCAGUUAGCUUGUAUGGCUUCUGCUAUUGCGCGCAUCCUGUUUUUCCUACCUUGUACAACUCAAUGCAGAAAAAACAUCAGUUUUCUAAGGUACUACUUCUCUGUUUUCUCUGUUCGACUAUUGGUUAUGCAUCAAUGGCAAUCAUUGGAUACCUGAUGUAUGGUUCGGAAGUUGAAUCACAAAUAACUCUGAACCUCCCAACAGAUAAAAUGUUCUCUAAAAUUGCAAUCUAUACGACGUUGGUUAAUCCUCUAUCCAAGUACGCGCUGAUGUUAGAACCUGUUGUGAAUUCUACUGAGAGCUGGUUCCCAAAUCAUCACAAGAAAAAGCAUUUCAAACUUGUGUUAAGAACAAGUUUGGUUGCUACUCAAGUCAUUGUAGCAUUGGUUGUUCCGUUUUUCGGGUAUCUCAUGUCUCUUGUAGGAGCAUUUCUAAGCAUUACUGCAUCAAUCACACUUCCAUGCUUGUGCUAUAUAAAAAUUUCAGGCAAUUACAUGAGAGGUGAGGGGUUAUUAGUGGUAGCUACUGUUGUAUUGAGUGUAUUGAUCGCAAUAUAUGGUACUUAUACUUCUUUAGUACAAAUCAUACAGGGAACUGUUGUUAAUUUAUAAUUUAAUUUAUUGUUAGAUGCUACACAUUUUAAUGAAA